AUGAAGCGAGAUGCUGACAUCAAGCAAAGCUAUGCCCGAAGGCAUGAAAUAGAGCGCGAGUUGCGAAUGAAAGUGCCAAGCUUGUCUGAGUUUGAUGCGGGAAAGAUCGCAGCUGCCAUUGACAAGCAUGAGAACUUUGACAGGCCCCAAAGCCUGCGGGUGACUGCGGGUGUUUUAGACACCAAACUGACGCUGCACACGCUUCAGCAAGGUGGCACCAAAAAGGUUGUGCAGAAAUAUCCAAGGAGCAACAUGUUGGAGAAGGCUCUCAAGGAGAUUAUCCGAGAGCAACAAGAAACCUUAUUCCCUUUAAGGAAAGAGAUCAACAUUGCGUACAGGAAGUUCUUUAUUGGAUUUCCCAGCAUCAGUGGGAGGCCCUGCUCGGUACCCACGUUGGGCAAAGAGCUGGAGACUUUGAGCCCGGAAAAGCGAGUGGAGUUGCAAAAGCAGCUUUUGGAGGACUUCAGGCGGCGGUUCAUUGGUUUUGAGCAGUACUUGAGGAAGAGAAAGCGAGAUGUCCAACAGGUUCUCAAAAAGGAAUGGAUGCCACUCGAACUGCGCCGUGCGUUCGUUGCUUUCGAUAUGUUAUGUAUGAAAAGCGAAUGGUUCACGCCAUUUUACCGACUUGCCGGCUCUCAUGAUGGACGUAUGCGAGCAGGUGCAUGGCUUCGACGUGAUCCUGAACUGAGGUCUCCAGCUGUACACAUUGCAGAGGAGGUUGACCUUCAGUUUAUGCUGCGCGUGCAGCGCGCAUUGCCAUGGCAGUUGAGGCACAACACACUCAGAUAUUGGAUUGCUUUGUUUUGGUAUUCACAUCACUGUGCGGCAAGAGAGCCCCCCUACACAGCAGAAACAGCUUCGACAGGAGUGUGGCAAUCUUUUUGCCCCCCUGCUCUUCUGAGGUAG
Molecule: messenger RNA, 906 nt
Organism: Durusdinium trenchii
Lineage: Eukaryota; Dinophyceae; Suessiales; Symbiodiniaceae
Source: the annotation of a GenBank genome assembly